CUAUAACACAAACAGUUACGAAUUAAAAUGUAUUUUAAAUGCUCAAAAUUCGCCAUUUAAUCCCUGGUUGGAGGAUACGAGCGGUGCAUUGUGGGAAAGUGUAUAACGUCACAGUCUGGCGACGCCGUGGGGGGAGGGCUGUCAACUUAGUUUUAUUUUGUUUGUUUAUAUUAUAAUUAAGUCAACGUUAUUGAUUUGUGUGUCCUGCUUCGUCUAGAUACAUUUUCUAACCGAACACUUUAGAACAUCCUUAUACAUUCAGGCCCAUGUAUGGCAGAGGGGCGGUGUCGGUGGGCAGGGCCUUUGAUGCCCGUCAGAAGAUUGGCACCAGUGAUGUCAGACAGCGACUAGGAGUGGGAGGAGCCACUGCAGGGUUUCUGUUGAAGGACGCAAGAGAGAAACUGGGACAGAAAGAUGCGCGCUCCCGCAUCCGUGGCCGAGGAGGGGCUACCAGUGCGGUGCAGGACGCGCGGCAGAUGUUAAACUCGCGUAAACAACAGCAGACACCUCUUACCGCAGUACAGUCUCAGCCCGCCAAGCCCACCGCUGCAGGAAUACCACACAUCCAUAUCCAAAAUACCGCUCCAAUCACCACUGCCGCCAGGAACUUUCCCACCAAUCAGGGCCUGAGCUCCAGAGUCGGCGUGGCCUUGCAGCCAGGAGGCGGGAUUUCAAAAGUAGUGGAUGCACGCGAUAGGUUGAGUUUGAAGAGAAGCGCCCCGUCAACAACCAAUCAGAAAGCAGCACUUCUGAAGAUAACCAAAACCAUUCAGCAGCAGAGGCCGGUGGGAAUGACCAGCGGGAUAAGAAUCAAUGUUCCUUCUAGAGCGUCUCAGGAGGAGGAGGAGGAGGAGGAGGAGGAUGAUGCUGUGAUGCCCAGCAAACAGAUGAAGAUCACUACAGCCAAAAACCUGCAGACACGAAUGGGGUCAGGCUCUCUCUCGGCUCCGUUCACUAAGGUGGUGAAGAACGACUCUUACACACCAGCUUCAGUCUCUGUUCCGCCCUCUCGUCCAGCUGCCCGCCCCCCCACACAGACCCUGCAGCCCGUCUCCAGGACCACCGUUACUAAACAACCCAUCGCUGGAGACCCCAAUGCUCACACACCUGCUGCACAGCCUGUCUGUAGUCCACUGGAGGGCACAAAGAUCACAGUGAAUAACCUUCAUCCCCGUGUCACAGAGGAGGACAUAGUGGAGUUAUUCUGUGUGUGCGGCGCUCUGAAACGUGCACGGAUGGUGAAAGUGGGUGUGGCCGAGGUUGUGUUUGUGCGUAAAGAGGAUGCUGUCAGCGCGUACAGGAAGUACAACAACCGCUGUCUGGACGGUCAACCGAUGAAGUGUAACCUGCACAUUCAGGGAAACAUCAUCACAUCAGAGCAGCCCAUUUUACUGAGGUUGAGCGAUACUCCGGGUGCUGAGGGCUCAGGACAGAAGGAGGGCUCGUCUCGCUCCGGGUCCAGAACCUCAUCCACCCCAGAUGUGGAUCCACAGACCAUCCUGAAGGCUCUGUUUAAAUCAUCCAGUCAGCAGCCCAACCCCAGUGAGACGCCCGGAUCCACGGCCUUCCGCAUCAAGAUUUAACACACACACACACACACACACACACAGAAGAGGAUGGCUGCUUGGAUUGUGUCUGUUUUUAUUGUUGGGUUUUGAUGAUUUACUGGUUCAUAUGAAACACUUUGUUGUGUUUGAUGUUUUUAAUACUCUGUCAUAGAUCAGUAUGUGUAAUAAUACUGGAUCAGGUCUGUGCUGGACUUGUGUCUCUCUGUUGCUCUCUUUCUCAUUUGUGACUUUAUUCUCUAGAUAUUCUCCAGUAAAGAUCUCACU
Triplophysa dalaica is the source of this 1832-nucleotide messenger RNA. RefSeq names its product polymerase delta-interacting protein 3-like. Gene Ontology annotation, biological process: mRNA export from nucleus. NCBI's taxonomy places the organism in Eukaryota, Metazoa, Chordata, Actinopteri, Cypriniformes, Nemacheilidae. The transcript has 10 exons. Gene Ontology annotation, cellular component: nucleus. Gene Ontology annotation, molecular function: mRNA binding. Bases 267 to 1583 code for a protein of 438 amino acids. The record is from RefSeq and is a predicted model, not a curated record.